Messenger RNA from Coregonus clupeaformis (lake whitefish), 2831 nucleotides. RefSeq names its product growth hormone receptor. NCBI's taxonomy places the organism in Eukaryota, Metazoa, Chordata, Actinopteri, Salmoniformes, Salmonidae. Gene Ontology annotation, molecular function: protein binding. The record is from RefSeq and is a predicted model, not a curated record. The transcript is spliced from 9 exons. Bases 290 to 2047 code for a protein of 585 amino acids.
CCUCUGCAGUACACACUAAAAUGAGCAGUUGCGCGCCAGAGAUUUUUAGAAUUUAACGUGCGUAGUGUGCAAGACAGAAAAAGCUAUGUGUCUUGCUACAAGUUGCAACCUGCUCUCAACAUAACAUAUUUCGAAUAUGGCCACGUUUAAAUUGUGCUUUAAAAAAAAGCCAUGACCGUUUUUGGUUGUGGUCUACAAAGUGCAGUAUUCCCGUCUUCAGCCGAGACGAGCGUUCCGCCUUUGAAGAAAACAGCAGCGAUUUACAACUUGCUGAUACGGGCUGAACACCAUGGCAACCUCCCACAUUCUCUUCAUCUGCCUCCUCCUCAUCCUUGCAGUUUUAUCGCAGGAGCCGUCCACCUCUAAACAAGCCCGCCCCCAGAUCACUGGCUGUGUCUCCCAUGACAUGAACACCUUCCGCUGCAGAUGGAAUGUCGGAGCAGCAGAACCCAGAGACCUGCGGAUGUUCUACUACAUUAAUGAUAAGAAUAUAUCUCCCAAAGAGUGGGGUGAAUGUCCUCACUACGCUGACAGUACAGAUGAGUGCUUCUUCAAUGAACGCUACACAAAGGUCUGGAUGACCUACAGUGUCCAGCUCCGCUCUGGAGAUCAGGACAUUCUCUAUGACGAGGUCAUCUUCACCGUGGAAGACAUCGUGGAACCAGACCCUCCAAUAGCGCUGAACUGGACCCUGUUGAAUGUGGGUCUAACCGGGAGCCACUUUGACAUCAUGUUGAGCUGGGAACCACCGCACUCCGCAGAUGUGUCGAUGGGCUGGAUGACGCUACAGUACGAGGUGCAGUACCGCGAGGUCAACUCAACACUGUGGAGGACGGUGGACCAUGAAAAGGGAAUGCAGCGAUCGCUAUACGGGCUGCGCACCAACACAGACAAUGAGGUCAGGGUGAGGUGCAAGAUGCUGGCAUCCCGUAACUUUGGGGAAUUCAGCGACUCCAUAUUCAUACACAUCCCCACUAAAGAGUCCAGACUUCCAGUUACUGUCCUGCUUGUCUUUGCUGCUUUGGGUUUGGCAGUCAUCCUAAUGCUGGUAAUAUAUUCCCAGCAACAGAAGUUGAUGGUGAUUCUGCUGCCUCCAAUUCCUGGUCCCAAAAUCAAAGGCAUCGACCCAGAGCUCCUUAAAAAAGGUAAGUUGGCUGAGCUGACCUCCAUCCUGGGCGGCCACCCUGACCUGAGGCCAGAGCUGUACAGCGACGACCCCUGGGUGGAGUUCAUCGAGCUGGACAUGGAGGAGCCCAACGACAGGCUGACUGUGCUGGACACCCAAUGCUUGAUGAACGACUGUGCCUCCUCAAACUGUCCUCCUAUCACCAUUGGCUUCAGGGAUGACGACUCGGGCCGGGCCAGCUGCUGUGACCCUGAUCUGCCUGACCCAGAGGCCUCCCCCUUCCACUCCCUCCUCUCCAACACCAGCCGCUCCCUGGAGCCCUCUGGCCUGGCCAGCAAUGAGGCCAGCUCCCCAGUCCAGACCCCCACCACUGAGGUUUCUCCCUGGGCCGUCCCUGGCAGGGAGGACCUCUACACCAAGGUGAAUGAGGUGAGACCCACUGGUGAAGUGCUGCUGACACCUGAGGAGCAGAGCAAGGUGGAGGAGAAUGCAGAGGAGAAGGAUGAGAAGGAGAAAGAGAAGAAGAGGAGGGAGUUUCAGCUGCUGGUGGUGAAUGCUGAUGUGGGAGGCUACACCUCAGAGUUAGAUGCUGGGAAGAUGAGUGCAAGACUCUCCACUGGGAGAGCCAGCCAGCCUGCUCCAACGGAGGACAGUAGUCUUGUGCAGGGACAGUGCUUCGGGGAGUACCAGAGCCUGUACUUUGAGGCUGAAAUGCCCCCCAUUCCACCUGCCUCUCCCAUCUCCCCACUGCCCCCUGUCUCUGCCUACACCAUGGUGGAGGGAGUGGACAGGCAGAACAGCCUCCUUCUGAAGCCCAGCUCCCCACCUGCACCCCAGCCAGUCCUAACCAAGCAGCCCCUGCCCACACCUACACCAGAGGGUUACCUGACCCCUGACUUACUGGGCAACAUUACACCAUAACUCAGAGGUGUAGAGACUAUGCCAGUCAUUAGUGAUUGGACACAGAUCAGAGGUGGCAUGGGAAUUCAGUGCCUGAGUGACUAGACAUCAAAAGAGUAGGGUGCCAAAUGUCAUGCCUCCAAAAAUGAGAGGGGGUCCCUGCCUGCCCCACCUCUUCCCGUUCCUUCUCCCAACAUGACAGCUGUAGACAUUUUGAGGUUUGGUAAAAUGGAUGGUGAGUACAGGAGAGGGGUCUGUUCUUCAAGGUGCCACACCUGUCUGCAAAAACUUUAAGAAGAACUGAGCGAACAAAGGAAAUAGGGAAAGGACAAGAAGGGAUUAUGGUCUCUCACAGGAACUGGCCAUAUGAACCUCUUCACAUAUUAUGAAUGUGAAAUAAGAAAUAUAUAUUUUGAAGAACAUCACCUACGUGUGACUUUAAAUGCCAGCAUUUGUUGGUUUUACAACUGUGAAAAGUAUUUACAGAUCUCGAUAUUGUGUCAAUAGGAAAGCAUUUGGUGACCAAGUGGGAAUCCACCAUCUGUUCUGCUGAUUGACUGUGGCUUUUCAACAAGUCUAGAAUAGUAGGACAUUGUGCUUACUGAAUGUUUGCUGUUGUUUUGCAUUUAUACAAAAUGUGUGUUUAUAAAAACAAGAACAAAUAAUUCUGCUUACUAUGUUGUAGGCUACCACUUACAAAAAGGGGACUAUCAAAUGUCAGAUUAUACUUCUGGAGAUCUCUAAAUGCUAAUGGUUCUUUAUUGUACAGCUAUAAUGUUACUCAUAAACAUCAUUCACAUUUAAA